AUGGAGUUUUUCUCCAGAUUAUGGUCACGGCGCAAGUCACCAGAUGUCCCGUCACAAAAUCCAGAUGUCUCCGAUCAACCGUUCUCACUCGCUGCAUUCAGCCCUUUCAGAGCUCCCCCACCACAUGAACGCGAACAUGCUGGAGGCUUACUGGAAAUACCCGGAGCAUUUCCACAUUCGAGAUCACCAUCACCGGUACCAUCAACACAGCCUGCGCAAAGCGAACGUGCCGAAAAUGACCUUCCAGUCUCCGAAUUUGGUCGUAUGGACCUUGAGUCCAUGGAUGUUGACCUAAGUACAUUUCCGCAGCUCCGCACAGAUUUGGGUACCCACCUUCAUCCAAGGCCUGUACGGUCAUUACCGUCCUCAUUAAAACCAACCAGGUUCGCUACUCCGGUAUCGCGACGCGAACCAAGUGUUGCCAGCAACAAUGCAGCCUCCACGCAAACAAUGCUCAUCGAAGAUCCCUGGGACGAACAGUUCAAAAGAUACGAGAGAAACCCAUUUGGACUCCCAGUGUCAGCCGUCCAACUCGUCACUCCAACGAAACCAAUACCGCCGGGCCGUGUGUCAUCCCUUUUCGCCAAAGAAUGGGACGCUCAUAAGAAACUGAAGCUCUCUCUUGAAGAGGAGCUUCGGCCGGGCGGAUACAGCUUACGGGCCAAGCGAGCUGUUGCAAAGUCUUUAGCAGGUGAUGAUUUGAUGGCGACAGACAUCGCAACUUGCGUCAAGCCACUCGCAUGGCUGAAUGACGAGAUCAUCAAUUCCUACCUGGGGAUUAUCAUCCAAUAUUUAAGUCAAUCGGCGGGGAAUGCCGAGCCGGCCGAGGCUCCUCGGUUUCAUGCUUUCAACACAUUCUUCUAUACAACCCUCCGACAGAAGGGAUACGAUGGCGUGCGCCGGUGGGCAAAACGAGCAAAAAUCAAUGGCGAGAGCUUACUGGGGGUUGACAUGGUCUUUGUGCCCGUGCACGAGUCCUCUCAUUGGACUUUGAUGGUCAUACGGCCAGCAGACCGAACUAUUGAAUACUUUGACUCAUUGGGCUCUCGAGGGAAACGUCAAGUGGGUAUUAUCAAAGAAUGGCUACGAGGGGAACUGGGCGCAAGCUACGUUGAUGAUGAAUGGUCAGUUCUUCCCUCCGUGUCUUCUCAGCAAGACAACGGGAGUGACUGUGGUGUGUUCCUCCUUACAAACGCAAAGGCCGUUGCGCUGAACAUUGAGCCUACUGCGUUCGGUGCUCGCGACACAAGUACUCUUCGCAAGAAGAUCAUUGCAGAAAUCAUGAAUGGCGGACUCCAUGGCGAGUUUGAUCCCGUAGACAAGUCUGGGAAUGUCCUGCUAUGA
This is a messenger RNA of Penicillium chermesinum, 1344 nucleotides long. Its product is annotated as SUMO protease ULP1. Gene Ontology annotation, biological process: protein desumoylation. Gene Ontology annotation, molecular function: deSUMOylase activity. The transcript has 3 exons. The record is from RefSeq and is a predicted model, not a curated record. Gene Ontology annotation, cellular component: nucleus. The coding region runs from base 1 to 1344 and encodes 447 amino acids. Lineage: Eukaryota; Fungi; Ascomycota; Eurotiomycetes; Eurotiales; Aspergillaceae.